Messenger RNA from Phalaenopsis equestris, 1464 nucleotides. Its product is annotated as E2F transcription factor-like E2FE. Gene Ontology annotation, cellular component: RNA polymerase II transcription regulator complex. The transcript is spliced from 10 exons. Gene Ontology annotation, molecular function: DNA-binding transcription factor activity, RNA polymerase II-specific; RNA polymerase II cis-regulatory region sequence-specific DNA binding. The coding region runs from base 40 to 1197 and encodes 385 amino acids. The record is from RefSeq and is a predicted model, not a curated record. Gene Ontology annotation, biological process: regulation of transcription by RNA polymerase II. NCBI's taxonomy places the organism in Eukaryota, Viridiplantae, Streptophyta, Magnoliopsida, Asparagales, Orchidaceae.
UUCUCCAUUCCUUCUCUCUCCCCAAGUUCCUGCAAAUCCAUGGCAGAGAAGAGCGAUUCUGGCAGUAGGCACCAUGCCUACAGCCGGAAGCAGAAAUCUUUGGGUCUUCUCUGCUCUAAUUUUGUAUCUCUUUACAACAAAGACGAUGUGGAAACUGUGUGCUUGGAUGAUGCCGCCAUGAAGCUGGGGGUUGAAAGGAGGAGGAUUUACGAUAUUGUGAAUGUGAUGGAGAGCAUUGGGGUUUUGACGAGGAAGGCUAAGAAUAGAUAUUUGUGGAUAGGGUUGAAAGGGAUACCUAUUACCCUUGAACAACUCAAGGAAGGGACUGCUAAAGAGCAUAAUGCAUCUUCUUUGGAAUUCUCUUCAGCAAAAGUUUCAGACGAUGAAGAAGAUGACAAAUCUUUUGAUCACAAUGAUGAUUACGGGGAAGGAAGGUUCUGUACAAAUGAUACUGCUGCGAAGUCUAAAUGUGUUGCAGAAAGAAAGGAGAAAUCCCUUGGGCAGCUCACACAAAAUUUUGUGAAACUCCUACUCAGCAGUAAUGCGGAAAUGGUAUCGCUUGAUGAAGCUGCAAAGCUGCUGCUUGGUGAUGGCCAGAACCCGUCUUAUAUGAGAAAUGCUAAUGCAGCAAAGGUUCGGCGGCUUUAUGACAUUGCAAAUGUGCUAUCGUCCUUAAAUCUCAUUGAAAAGACACAUCAGUCAGACACUAGGAAGCCAGCGUUUCGAUGGUUGGGAACCAAAGGGAAGUGCGUGGAUGGUGUUACAGUUGCCAUUCCUCCUUUCGCACAGAAGUCUGGCAAAAGAAUGUUUGGGACAGAGCUAACGAAUGUGGAUUUCAAGAGGACGAAAUUGCUAUCAUCAGUUGAAAACAAGCCCAUCAAAACUCAAGUUCUAAGCCAUGAUCUGAAGGAAUGCAACAAAGCAGUAGAGAGGCAAUUACAGGGCUCCAAGUCUUUUGUGUUUGGUCCAUUUAAUCCUCCCAAAACAGCCAAGGAAGAAAUUACUGAUAAAAAAGAAGAUAAUAUUUCAGACUUCGAGAGCUUUGCCUCUUCUUUUCGGCCGUCCUAUCAUAGCCAAGCUUUGCAUGAACUCUUCUCACACUAUAUGGAGGCAUAUAAUUCAUGGUUUGCAGAAAUCACCGGGGGAAAUAAUACGCAGCAACCCUUGAAGAAAUCUGUUCAUAUUGGGCAUUCAUAGAGGUAAUUCUGCCAUAUGUAUCUUUUCAAGCCCUUUUAAGCCGAUCUUCCUGACGAGGAAUUGAUCGCUUGAACUUUGUGUUGUGAAAUUUUAGCUUUUGGGGUCUAUGAAUUCUGUAUUUUCUCAAUACAGCAUAGUCCUUUAUGAUGUGUUUUUUCUACUUGUGAUUGCUAGUAAGCAAUGGACAUGCGUGUAAAAUUACUCUAUGGGAAGAACAGUCUUUUAUUCCCUAAGUAUGGCUUGGAAGUUUUCUAUUUCAAUCUUCUA